GUUCUUUGGCCCUUCAUGCGUUUAAAAUUUCAUAAGCUUAUGAACAAUAAGCCUGAAAUUCGGACUUCGGCUUCUGCCUGUUCAGUUUCUCAUAGCUCUCCCUCUCGCUGUCGCUUUCGCUCUCGCUUUCGCUCUUCGUUCAAGAUCGAAACCAGGUAAUAUAAUUGCUGCUGUUUCCAUCCCUUAGAGGAAGCUUAUCUUCAUUGUAGAUAAAGUGGAGAUGAGUGGAGGGGGAGAGAAGGGGUCGACGACCACAAAAACACCUGCAGACUUCCUUAAAUCAAUUCGUGGGCGACCUGUUGUUGUCAAACUGAAUUCUGGUGUUGAUUAUCGAGGUAUUUUAGCUUGUUUAGAUGGAUACAUGAACAUAGCAAUGGAACAAACUGAAGAAUAUGUUAAUGGGCAAUUGAAGAACAAGUAUGGCGAUGCUUUUAUUCGUGGAAACAAUGUUCUGUACAUUAGUACAUCAAAGAGGACAUUAGCAGAUGGGGCAUAGCAUCGCAGUGCCAAAGAAGAACGGAGAACCUUUGGAGUCCGGACAUUUUCUUUUAAUGCUUGUAUGUCAAUCUUGGAUUUUAGAAUCAAGUAACAUUCCAUUUGAACAAAAAUGGCAAAACUUCUGUUAUCGGUUUGAUAUCUUCUGGAAUGAACUCUAUCGCAGGCUUUUAUAAGCAA
Messenger RNA from Manihot esculenta (cassava), 675 nucleotides. Its product is annotated as sm-like protein LSM36B. NCBI's taxonomy places the organism in Eukaryota, Viridiplantae, Streptophyta, Magnoliopsida, Malpighiales, Euphorbiaceae. The record is from RefSeq and is a predicted model, not a curated record. Gene Ontology annotation, biological process: mRNA splicing, via spliceosome; maturation of SSU-rRNA. The coding region runs from base 221 to 496 and encodes 91 amino acids. The transcript is spliced from 4 exons. Gene Ontology annotation, cellular component: U6 snRNP; U4/U6 x U5 tri-snRNP complex; nucleolus. Gene Ontology annotation, molecular function: RNA binding.